Messenger RNA from Thlaspi arvense, 312 nucleotides. NCBI's taxonomy places the organism in Eukaryota, Viridiplantae, Streptophyta, Magnoliopsida, Brassicales, Brassicaceae. The record is from the annotation of a GenBank genome assembly.
AUGGAUAAUGCCCGCAUAACUCAAUCUCUGAAUGGAGAACCGCUGGCCAAAGAGCUUGAGCUUCAUGAUACUGGAGUGCCCGGAAAGUCAAAUAUACAUUUUGGCCCAAAGAACACAGUUCACAUCAUCGAUGCUUUGCCUAUUGGGGAUCUGAAGUUUCACUGCAAAUCUAAGGACACUGAUCUUGGGAUGCACGACGCUACAGCGGAUAUUUUCGAAAGAACACUUUUCUUUUGCAAUUUCAUGCACAAUCAACAUAGACAGAGUUUUGAUGGUUUCGAUAGUGCUCUAGAAGUGAGUUGGAUUGGAUAA